Molecule: messenger RNA, 6825 nt
Organism: Pseudophryne corroboree (corroboree frog)
Lineage: Eukaryota; Metazoa; Chordata; Amphibia; Anura; Myobatrachidae
Gene: ARHGEF18
Product: Rho/Rac guanine nucleotide exchange factor 18
Exons: 23
Coding region: 87-3428 (1113 amino acids)
Biological process (GO): small GTPase-mediated signal transduction; regulation of Rho protein signal transduction
Cellular component (GO): plasma membrane
Molecular function (GO): guanyl-nucleotide exchange factor activity
Source: RefSeq, a predicted model, not a curated record
AAGUGGAAAGGGGGACAAAAGUGAAAAGAAGACUUAGCUCACUGAAGAAUAGAGUCACUGGAUCCUGGCAAAAAGAUAAGGGUAAGAUGAAAGAGCAGCUGAAAGAGAAGGGCAAAGAGCCAAUAGACAAGUGGAUUUAUUCCAGUGGGCAUGAGCUGGUGCCAGGCUGCUUCUCAAGUCACGCCAAAUGCACUUUAUGCACCAGGGCACUUGCAAACAGGCGUGGACUGCAAUGCAUGCAUUGUGCUGUAAAUGUCCAUAAAAAUUGCAAAACAUUACUCCCUGAGUGCACAAGCAGCAAGUCGAAGAAGGACAGCUCCUAUAAACCUGUAACAUCUCCCCAAGUAUCGUCUCUGACCUACAAAGCUUCCUUGAAGGAUCAUCCCCGCAUUAGUUUAGUGGGAUUGGAUGGGACUCAUGCACAGGUACGGGGGCUUGGAAUGACUGCCACCAAUAGAGGAUAUUCAAGAGUGGAAAUACAAGCAACAGCAGGCAACAGAGCUGGUUCUGCAUCAGAAAUGGAUGAAUUAGAUUCACAUUUCACAAAGCUGAAGAUAUUCACAGAUGAUAAUGUUUCCCUGGCUUCUACCACUGAAUCCACUUUUGUAGAAGAUGCUUUUUAUUCCUCUGUGAGAGCCGAAUUAGAAGCUGAUGCUGCUGAAUUUGAGUUUGAGACAUGGAGCAGUGCAGUAGAACCCCCGUAUGCCAAAAAGCAGAAAAAAGAGGUUAUCAAGCGCCAGGAUGUCAUUUAUGAGCUUAUGCAGACAGAGAUGCACCAUGUGCGAACACUAAAGAUCAUGUUAAAGGUGUACUGCCGAGCACUGCGAGAAGAACUGCAUGGGAGUAAAGAAGUUCUCCAGCUCUUCCCUUGUGUGAAUGAGCUUUUAGAUCUACAUGGACAGUUCCUAGCACGGUUUAAGGAGAGACGCAAAGAGUCUCUUGAAGAAGGCAGUGAUCGUAAUUACAUCAUACAGAAGGUUGGAGAUAUCCUUGUACAGCAGUUCUCAGGUGAGACUGGUGAGAAGAUGAAGGACAUGUAUGGGGUAUUCUGUAGCCAGCAUAAUAAAGCAGUAACUUACUACAAGUUCCUGAUGCGAGAGAAUAAAAAGUUCCAAAACCUCAUGAAGAAAAUAGGUAACUCCUCUAUUGUGAGGCGGCUGGGUGUCUUGGAGUGUAUUCUUUUGGUUACUCAAAGGAUUACAAAGUAUCCUGUUUUGCUGGAAAGAAUUAUUCAUAACACAGAAGAGGGAACAGAAGAUUAUGAGACAUUGACUCGGGCGCUCAUACUACUGAAGGAAACCAUCACAGAAGUAGACACCCGAGUGCAUAAGAGUGAGAAGGGACAGCGUCUGGAUGAAAUCAUUGGAAAAAUGGAGCCAAAGUCCACUGGUAAAUUAAAAAAUGGGAUGACAUUUAGAAAGCAUGACAUGGAGCAAAGGCAGCUUCUACACGAUGGCAUGCUAUACUGGAAGACUGCUUCGGGACGCUUGAAAGACAUCUUGGCUGUUUUACUGACUGAUGUCUUGCUGCUUCUUCAAGAGAAGGAUCAAAAAUAUGUAUUUUCUUCUGUGGAUGCCAAGCCGCCUGUAAUUUCACUGCAAAAGCUGAUUGUUCGUGAGGUGGCUAAUGAGGAAAAGGCUAUGUUCUUAAUCAGUGCCUCACUGCGGGGCCCAGAGAUGUACGAAAUUCACACUACCUCUAAAGAAGAGCGGAAUUCUUGGAUGACUCUAAUUCGUGGGGCUGUUGAGAGUUGCCCUGAUGAAGGGGAAGAAUUCCCCAGUGAAGCAGAUGAAGAACGAAAACAGGCCAUUGAGCGUCUUGCUAGAAUAAAGGAGCUUCAAGACCGGCUGAACAUGAAGGAUUCAUUUAUCAUGCAAAACCUUAGUGAAAAGCUACAGAUUACUAUGGAAAUGGCUGAUUUGUAUGGUUUUGAGGAUUCUUCUCAAGUGUCCAGGGUCAGACUUCUUGUUGGAUGUGACAAUGGAGGGAGCCUCCAAGGGGAAACCAUUCUUCUAUCUGUCAUAGCCAGAGCUGAAGAAAUACAAUCCUUGCUACUGACACAGUUUUCCAAACCAAAUGAUGACACCAGCACUGGCCUUUCCCCUCUACCCAGAAGAUCAGAGACUUUUGGAGGCUAUGACAGUAGCUUCGAACAUACAAACAAAACUGGCAGCUUUAAACAGAGGGUCAAGGACCGGCGUACCAUUUCUACAAGUUCAGAACCCCAAAUUCAAGACCUUGUGUUUAAUGAGUCUGAAGAGUCAAUGUCUGAGAAUAACAACCCUCGUCCUUUAGAUGAUGAAUCUCAGCUCAUUUUCAAGAUGCAGACGUUAUUACAGCUGCUUUAUAGUCUACAGGCCAUGAUCGCUCAACAAGACAGCUACUUAGAGACACAAAAAGAACGUGAGAAGCAGUUCAGGCAGCAGUCCUCUAAGGGUAAUUGGCUUCUGGAGCAGGAGAAGCAACGAAAUUUUGAGAAGCAGCGUGAGGAGCUGGGUAAUGUACAGAAGCUGCAGGACCAACUAAAACAUGAACGUCAACGGUGGGAACGUGAGAGGAGCAGGCGGCAAAAAGAUAUGGAGUCAACGGAUAUGAAGCUGCGGCAGAGAGAGGAGGCUUCUCGUCUUGAAAAAGAGAAGUUAGAACAGGAACGGUUAGAUCUUGAAGCACAGAAAGAGGCCUAUCAACAUGAUUUGGAGAGGUUGCGUGAGGCACAGAGAGCAGUGGAGAAAGACAGAGAGCGUCUGGAGCAGUUGAGGAAAAUAAAGAGAUCAAAUGUCAGUGCUGGAACAUUUUCACCUGACAUGGUGCAGAUAACAUUGGGUGUUGCACAUUCUGAAAGUUUUAAUGGAGAAGGAACUAGUCAGCUUGUCAUGAAGCCUUCAGCCAAAUCCAGUGCAUCUGUGUCUACAGCGGACUACUUGGAGAGGCCUGAAGUUACACGCCGUGAUAGUAGCUCUACAGAUAUAAGACCAACUUUUAAAAAUGAUGUGCCUAUUCAUUUAUUAAGUGCCACUAACCAGAUCCAGAAGCAGGCGUUACUAACAAAGCAGCAGAUUCCCACCAAACUGGCAGCAUUGACUAAAAGCGGCAGGGAAAAAACUGGCAGAGGAAAAGCUUCACAUCGGACUGAUAGUUCAGCAUCCAUGGAUCACAGACAGCUUUUCCCAUCCAAACUUUCAGGAAAGGAAGAUAGUACGGUGAGGAGCCGAAGAGCAGCAAGUCCAGGCCUGGUGAAUACUCAGCUCAUGUUCUUUCAGCAAGACCCUCCAGGACAAGCAGAUCCCACUAGUGAAACACCAACAUAUCCAUCAAACCUCUACCGACAAAGCAGUGCCCAUCUAUUGAUACCUUCCAUUCCUUCACCUCCACCUCCUGCCCUUCCUGCCGAGGAAGAAACAAACAAAGAAGACGUUAUAUUUUUCUAGGCACCCUAAGAAGAUGCACACUUACACUUUUCCUAUCCUUUGUGGCACUGAACGGAACUGUUUGGAACAACUCCUUUUCCACUAAGGUCUAAGCCUGUUUUACGUGAAUAUUGAAGAAAUUAACCAGUUUUUCAAUAGUGCAUCGAGUCCAAAGAGUAACGGUGGAGUCAUUACUAGCAGGAUAGCAAAAUGCAAUGUUAGCUUCAAUAUAAGGUUGGAAUUUCUGUUGAACAUGUCGGCCAGACAGUACUGGUUUUCAAUAAUGGAGUGUGUUUUUCAGUGUGAUGUCCUAGGGCAACAAUGUGUCUAUCUGUUCAAGUGGAGUAGUGCCUGCUGGUCAGGAUUGCUUGCAUAUAGCUUAAAAGCCCUAUUUUUGUUGUUUUGUCUCUUAUAAACCUUUUCUGAGGAACAAACAAUACAGCAGCGUAACAUACUGUCCAUAUUUGUAAUAAUCGUGCUAGCCCACAUUAGAUAGAAUGUAGGCUAUGUUUAGGCUUAUUGAUUGUUGAAUGUCUUUAAAGCAGAUGGAUUUCUAGAAUAAUUCAAAUAUUGAAAGUAUUUUUAGAUUAGUUUCUCUGCAAGAACAUUUCCAGAAACUAUAAAUCAAUAUUAAAAAUAGUCCCAAAGCCUAAGAGCUAUUUGACAACUAAGCCACACAUGGGUCAAAUUAAACAUAAUUAUUGGUAUUGUUAACAUAUAGUCCUUUCAUUUUAAAAUCUAGUAUUUUUAUUUAAUCUGACCCCUGGACCAAAUAUAGUAAAUAUCAGUUGAAUAAUUUAGCGUUUGUGUAUUAAUGUAAUGUGUUAUACAUAUUUUCUUCAAUAUAGAGUCCCUUUUUUAAUGUCAUUGUAAAACAAUACAGUGUCACUGCCAUUUGCCACGUUAUAGGUGAGACUGUUACACAAACAAAUGAAGAAUUAAUCUUGUGCCAUUUUUUUUUUACUGUGUACUUUAAAUAUGUACCGAUAUAUAGAGAUAUAAUUAGAGAAAUUAAAUACAUAAAAACUUUAAUGGUCUUUGAGCACUUUUAAGACAUGUAGAGCACAACUGUUUAAAUGUACUAUAUAAUUGUACAUAAGAACAGCUCAUUUUAGUUUCAUGAUCUUUUGUAGGGAAAUGAAUCCUCAUAUAACCAGAUGCAAAUGUUAAUUUGUAGGAUUGUUUUACUAAAUUGAUUUUACUUUUUUUUUUUUUCUAUCUAUAUCUUUUUACUUGUCUGUUAAUUCUUGAAGGGAGAUUAUUAUAAAAAAUGCACCAGUGAGUAUUAGGCUAUAUGAAUCAUUAAUCAGAGAGAAUCAUUUUCCGAAAACUGUAAAGGUGUUUAAGAUUACCAAGUGCAAGAUCUUUAUCAGUCAAUAUAGUUAGCCUUCAAUUUUAACCGUUCUGUUUCCCACACAUUAUGCUUACAUUUUAUAAUGGUUCAUGCUUUUUAACUGUAUAUGUAUAAAAGUUAAAAAUAUUUAUUACUCAUCUGCCAGGAUUAUUUUGAAGCUUUAAAGAUAUAUAUUUUCUCUCCCAUUCUGUGGCUGGCCCUCAGUGUUUUAUCUUUCCAGUGCCUGUUAGUAGCAACUACAGCACUCUACUAUAGAAGUGUCCACAUGCCCCGGCUCUACUUUUCAUUUGCUCUUUUUAUUUUUUUAUUUUAUAUGUAUAUAUUGCACAAAGUGUAGUUGGCAAUUAUGAAUGCAGCUUGUGCCAUUUAUCAGUUUUUAUUGCACAGAAUGUGGGGAAGCUGUUCAUUUGGCUUUGUUGAUGCUGUAAAAAUAUAGCUUUUAAUUCCCACGAUUGAUCUUUGCACUAUUUGGGCCUAAUUUAGAAUUGCAUGCAAGUCAACCGCAUGGACAUAAAUGCAGAUACCCGUAUUCAGAGUUGGCAGCAUCUAUAAGGCUACACUGCUUGCGAAUGUAGCCAUCAUAACCAUUGGCAUUUAAUUGCACCAGCUCUAUACCUUGUGCAAACGUACAGUCUGACAUCGUAUGGUCAACUGUACAUAGCCCACAAUUCUAUCUACAUAUCCCCGACAUUCCCUCGGAACACUUAGCUACUUACAAACGUCGCCUUCUUAAUCCUGCUAGCUGCACGUGGAAUUAUACGACUCAGUACCAUGUACAUUGUGAUAACAUGGAUUUGUGAUGAACUCUGAAUAAGGCCUUUUAUUUUUACCUGUGCAUUGAGAUUUGAUGGAAAGUCUAAAGAUCACUCCUAAGCUGCUAUGGUUAAACAAUGAGAGAUGGGAUGCAUGGAACUCUAAAACGAUUGUCCUAGAAAACCUGAUCUAAAUGAAUUUAGCAGCCACAAGUUCUUGCAUAUUUGGCUUAAUUUAAUGAACACCUUACAGUUUAGCUCUCUGAUUGUUAAUGAAGAGGUUUAGUGCAAUCACUCAAUUAAGUUUUGUCCAGAUGAACAUAUCUUCUAGAGCAUAUUUGCAGCACUUUAACAGUUCAGGUACACUACUGAAAGACCACAGUGACUCGUAUAUGUAAUUCUAGACUCGCAUGCAUAUUUUUCCAUAGAAAGCAAAAGGGCACUUACUGUUUAUAGAGGACUGCUCCUGGACACAUCAGAGGAACAUAUGAAAUAAUCUGUAGGUAGCCAAAUGGUGAUCAGAUACCUACAUUUACAGGAUUUAAGGACACUUUAUUAAAAAAAUGUUCUAUCACUUGAAAUUAUUGUUUAAUUAUCUAUUGAGAUGGGAUUAGCUCCUGAAUGUUGAUUUUCUUACAAAGUAUUGGUCAGAAACAUCUGCAUAAUUUUAGAGAAUUUGCAAGCCAGUCCCAUCUUCAUCAUACAGCACAGAGACAUGGAAUAACGUUAAGUGGUUUUCUUUCUAUUGACAUAAAAAUAGAUAGUACUAAGUCUUACUGUCAAAACAUAUAUCCUCAAGGUGAUUCACUGUUAUAUACUGCAGAAUGUAUGACAAUAAAAUCAUUACCAUUGUGAUGUGUAUGAAGAUAUUCUGAAUUAAUCAGACCAUGGUUCUUGUUUCUACCUGAAAAUGGACUCUAUGAUGCUAUAUAAGUAUUGAACCAUGAUGAAAAAUUAAGUGUAUUAUAGGUGCUGGAAAAUACGAUCUACUUGGAUGCAAGUUUUAAUAAAAAUAUUAUUUAAGACAAAAUAAUACAGUAAAUCCAGUUAUGUAUGAAUGUAUAAUUUGUAAAUAUAUCCGUGCAUUAUAUUUUUUUUUCUGGAAAUGUUGAUAAUGUUGUGUAAUUGAACACUUUUAUGUUUCUGUUGUGUGUCUAAUGAACAAAUAGUACCCUACAGUAUAUCGCUAAACUGAUACAAAUGGAAAAAUGUGUGUGUGUGUGGGGGAAGGGGGGAGUAUUGACACUGCAAGUUGGUGUAAUUUGUUAUUUUAUUUCAUAUGGCAUAAGAAUAAACUGUUGAUUUCAGAGUU